Molecule: messenger RNA, 2621 nt
Organism: Pomacea canaliculata
Lineage: Eukaryota; Metazoa; Mollusca; Gastropoda; Architaenioglossa; Ampullariidae
Product: transcription intermediary factor 1-alpha-like
Exons: 6
Coding region: 455-2008 (517 amino acids)
Molecular function (GO): zinc ion binding
Source: RefSeq, a predicted model, not a curated record
UUUAAUAAGCAAUCAUUUCUUCACAGUUUGAAUAGUAGUGAUAGAUUAGAGCGAUAAAGAACGACAUCGUGUCUAAUAUAUCUUUCAGUCUGUUCUGCUAAGUGUUCAGUUUAAAUAACAGUGUCUUUGUUGACAUGUCUACAAGGUAUAGAGAACGGGAAUUCCCAGAACCUACGUCUACGUGUCAGUCCAGUGAGUUGUUUAUGGCGGACACAUUGUCAGUGUUGUGUUAAGGUCGCUUGUAGGGUUUUUGUUUUGUGAGGCUGAAAAAGUUUGCUCAUCUACAGCCAUUUUGUCACCGAUACACCUGUAACUAAUUUGCAUCAUACAUUAAACCAAAGGUGUAAGGUGUUGUCAAUUUAUGAGUCAAGUGGGUCACGCCAUUUUGCAGAUUGAUCUUUCACUAUGGCGACAGUAGUGCAACAACACGAAAGAGAGUGUGCUGUGUGUACUAAUGACUUCAACACUCCAAAGAUUCUACCCUGUGGUCAUCUCCUGUGUCGACAAUGUGUCAUUUCUUGGAUUAAAAUCAAAAUCUGACGCCGGGUGUCCUCUGUGUACCUGUCCUAUAGUAGAGCAUCAAGGUAAUUCAUCUCCAAGUGCAGCCGAUGUUUCCAGCGCCCUGCCUACAGACUCUGUGAUGGAAGCCAUAGUAGAAAGUGCUGGCAUGCUGGUGAAGGGUGAUAUGUGCACUGUUUGUGAUGACGUCACAGCUGAAUACAUCUGUAUGCAGUGUGGGGAAAAGAUGUGUCCAUCGUGUAUGAAGAUACACAAGAAGAUGAUAGCUACUCGUAGUCACGAUGUGGAGAGUGUCAGCACUGUGACACCUGAACGUCUGGCCGCCAGCCGCCCUACACUGUGUGCUGACCACGGCGACAAACAGGCGGAGUUCUUUUGCGCUGAUCACCGCCUUGUUAUCUGUGUGACGUGUUUUUCUAACAAACACAACGAAUGUCCAAACAUCAAACAUCUGGAUAACGAAAUGAAGUCAGCUGAAAAAUCACUCGAUUUAUUAACAGAGAAAUUGGCUGAGGGGGAAGAUAACCUGAAGCAAGCGAUAGUCAACCUAAAUGCGCGCAUCAAACAAGCAGAUGUCACUGAACUGGAAAACAUGGAGCUGGUGGACAAGACAUGUGACCGACUUCACAAGAUGUUGGACGAGUGUCGGAAACAACUGAAGAAACUGAUCAGUGAUUCUUUGUCUAAUUUCAAAAAAUCCUUGUGUGACGUCAAAAUCGAGCUGGAGAAACGUUUAGAGAAAGUGACGUCACACAAACAUCUCGUGACGCGAGCCACAACAGUCAGACCGCGUCCCGCGUUGAUACACGCAGCCAAGACUCUGACAGACAGGGUCAACAGCCUUGACCUCAGUGAUGAACUGGAAGCAGAGCCUUGGGUGAAUCCAUCGCCAGAGAUAACGAAAUAUUGUGACGAUGUGGGGAAACAAAUAACGGCUGAGCUACAAAAUAUGGAACUAGAGCUGGCUAAGUUUGAAACCACACAGGCACCAGUCCUAGUGUUCCACGAAAACUGCGGAAGCAAUGUAUUGCUGAUGAACGGCCAAAAAACCGCGAGGAGAGCUGAUGAAAGCCAUACCGACAACACUACAGUUGUGUCACGCGACGCUAUGGCUGCGAACGUCUUGUAUGAAGUCAGAAUAGACGAGAUGGGUGAUGAUGAUUGUGUAAACCUUGGUGUCACGGGAAUCCCUCCAGCACAACUCAAUUUGAAGACCUCAACACUUGACCUGACAGACUUCAUCACUAUAUGGAGUGAUGGAGUAGACCGCAAUGAUGAUUUUGUUGAUUCUUAUAUCGGCAAAGCGCUAGAUUCCAUCACCGUUGGAAGUCGUGUCGGAGUGCUGGUGGACUCAUCAAAAGACCUUCACCUUUAUGUCGACGGACACGACCAGGGUGUGGCAGCUAAAGAUGUCCCUUGGCCCUGCUUUGCAGUCUUUGAUAUUGAUAUCAGUCAGAUGACAGCCCUUAAGACGUCAAAGAAGACAUGAAUCUGAUGAAAAUGACAACAGCAAUGAUACUUAUGAGCUUAAAUAGGACUACAGCGACAAUUUUUUUUAUGCAAAACGCUUACAAAAAUAGCAUUAACUGAUUUAUUACUUUUUCUUCAUGUUUUAUUUUUUGUAUUUUAAUAAGAAAAAAAAUUAGAUGCUCAUAAAGAAUAACCGUUUCUUGAUGCUAUAAGUAGACAUGCUUACGUCGAAGCCUUCUGCAGCUGAUUUGUGAGCCUUUUUUGGUUGUUUUGCAAUAUUUCAAUUCAUAAAUAGUCUAAACGUUUGCGUUUAUGUGUUUAAAUUUAUGAAGAAAGCAUCAUUGAUCAUAUUUUGCAAUACUGUAUAAUAUGAUACAUAUUUUCAUAAAUACUCGUUAUAUUUAGAAUUUCUGAUUGUUCUCCAUGACUUCAGUGCUUUACGAAACAAUAAAUUUUUCUAAAAAAUCCCGUUAGAGAUAAUUCAGUGCAGUUCACUCCCUUAAUUAUAGAAAAGCAAGUUAAACUUCAUUAGCUAAUAUUGUCAGGAAUUAUUUCUUUUACUGAAAAAUCUAUCAAUGUUGACCCACGUUCAGUUAUUGUUACGCAAAAUAUAAUUAUGAUCAAGAUUACAA